GUAGGGAGACAGAGGGAGGGGUGGAGGCAGGUAGGGAAACAGAGGGAGUGGGAGUGGGAGGAAGACGGAGGCACUGUUUCAGAAGGUGGAUGGGGGAGCCGAUUGAGGAGCUCUUACUGAUGGAUGGUGUUAACUUACUGGACAGUUGUUGCAUCUGCCUUCACCCAGGCAAGUGGAGAAUGUUCCAUCACACUCCUGACUUGUGGAUGGGGUGUGAGGUGAGUCAUUCCCACAGGGUCCCCGGUCUCUGAGCUGCUCCUGUAGACACGGUGUUGAUGUGAUUGGUCCUGUUGAGUUUCUAGUCAGUGGUGACCCCAGUGUGUUCAUGGUGGGGACUGGACAAUGGGAAUGUCAGAGGGAGGUGGUCAGACCCUUUCUUGUUGGAGAUGCUCACUGCCUGGUACAUGUGUGGUGUGAAUGUUACCUAUCACUUCUCAGCCUAUAUCUGAAUGCUGUCUGGGCCUUGUUGCAUACAGGCAUGGGUUCUCUGGGUGAGAGAUAUUGGGGGGGGGGGUGAUAAUGGAAAUGUAUCGUCACAGGAUCUAAUCUCUUCUCUUUGUGUUCACUACCCACACCCUACAGAGAGAGCCAGGUAAGGCACACAGUUAUUAUCACCCCUCCCUGACUCUGUAAACCCCAUUCCCACAUCCUCUACACCCUUUGUCUCUGUAACCCACUCCAGCCCCUACACCCCUUCCUAUUUCUGUAACACCCUCUGGCCCCUACACCCCUCCCUAUCUCUAAAACACUCUCUGGCCCUUACACCCCUCCCUGUCUCUUUGACCACCCCCCCUGCAGUUCUUGCACUCCUCCUGUCUCUGUAACAUGCUCCCUCUCAUGGUGACAAUAUUCUCUCCCCCAGUCUCUGUGACAAUCCCCCCGGCACAGCCCCUAUACCCCACCCUCCCUGUGACCCUACACCCUUCCCUGUCUCUAUGACCUCUCCCCCCACAGCCUCUACACCCAUCCCUGUGACUCAACACCCCUCCCUCCCUGUCUCUGUCCCUCCCACAGACCCUACAUCCCUGUCUUUGUGAAUCUCCCUGCAGCCCCUACACCCCUCCUGUCUCUGUAACAUGCUCCCUCUUAUAGUGGCAAUGUUCUCUCCCCCAGUGACAAACCAAAAGUGAUCUACAGCCAGCCAGCCAUGGCAGAACCAGCAGAUGAAGGUGACUUCAGACAGAAAUCUUCAUUUGUUGUUUGAAUCACUUGUGGAUUCUUCUGAAACUUCAUGACAGUGAACUGACGAUAGUUUUCACUGAGAGCAGUGCGGAUUUUGUAUUUUAAUAUAUCGUGUUGAUUGGGAUCAUCUGUUUCUCUGCUUUUAUAUACAAGGGGACAUUGUGGAGAGCACCACUACCAUAACCUGUGCCCUGGGAGUGUGUGAUGGGACAGUGUAGAGGGAGCUUCACUCUGUGUCUGACCCAUACCUGGGAGUGUGGGAUGGGACAGUGUAGAGGGAGCUUCACUCUAUAUCUGACCCAUACCCAGGGAGUGUGGGAUGGGACAGUGUAGAGGGAGCUUCACUCUAUAUCUGACCCAUACCCAGGGAGUGUGGGAUGGGACAGUGUAGAGGGAGCUUCACUCUAUAUCUGACCCAUACCCUGGGAGUGUGGGAUGGGACAGUGUAGAGGGAGCUUCACUCUAUAUCUGACCCAUACCCAGGGAGUGUGGGAUGGGACAGUGUAGAGGGAGCUUCACUCUGUGUCUGACCCAUACCCAGGGAGUGUGGGAUGGGACAGUGUAGAGGGAGCUUCACUCUGUGUCUGACCCAUACCCAGGGAGUGUGGGAUGGGACAGUGUAGAGGGAGCUUCACUCUGUGUCUGACCCAUACCCAGGGAGUGUGGGAUGGGACAGUGUAGAGGGAGCUUCACUCUGUGUCUGACUCCUGGUGAGUUUUUGAGGGGUGGAAUGGGUUGGAAGUGUAUUACCAUUUUGUAUAUGUCUGUUUUGCAAUGUGUUUUCCCUCCCCUCUGUGAGUGGUGAGAUGUGUUUUCACUGAUAUCCUGUUCAGAUUAUGUUCUCUCCACUCACAAAAAAACUUUUCCUGUGACUGGACAUUAAUAAAAUGUUCCUUUUCUCUUGUCAGUAUUUUCUGAGUUUUAUUCAGUCAGUGACACCUACUGCUAGCCUGUGGGAUCAGGUACAGAAGCAAAAUUUCAUGGUCAAUCAGAUCAAUACCUUAUGAGGACAUCUGUUGUGUCAGUAUUGUCCCUGCCUGUGCCAUCUCCUCUCCCCUCUCUGUCUGCUACAUGUUCCCAUUGUAUACCACCCACCCACCUCUCUUUUUCAGCAAGCUAACCAGGAGCUAACUCAGCCCCAGAUCCGCUCCCCAUAAAACAGAUCACAGCUAAUUUGAUUGACAUGUUAACCACUAAGUUUUGAAGCACCUGAAACCCAGACAAACAAUUCAUCCCACUGCUCCUUAUCCCAGUGAUUGCCCACGCUCCAAAAGCAAAUGUUUCCCCUCCUGCAUCCAACAUGGUGACACCUCAUUAAACACGGACAACUGGUUCAUAAUUCAUUCCGAUAGUGUCAGCACAGAGCCAAGCCCCUCAUCCCAACCAUUGCCCCAUCCCGAGCUCGGCCCCUUCUGUAAAACCAGAACCCGAGGCACUAACCGUUGCAAUAGUGGAGAAGUGGGAGAAAUCCACUGCACGCUUGGGAAAUGUACGUGGUCACAAACACUCCAACACAGGAGCACCAGAUUGAGCAUGCGUCUAGUAAAGGAGGCAAGAAGUAGACAAUGCACAGGAUUAAAAUUAUUCAUAACAGCCCUUCAAAAUUCCUGAGCCAGUCAAACGUUUUGUCCCACUUGGACUAUCCUGAACACCACAGUCCAAUACCCCUCAGCACAGUCCAAUACCCCUCAGCACAGUCCAAUACCCCUCAGCACAGUCCAGUACCCCACACCACAGUCCAAUACCCCUCACCACAGUCCAAUACCCCUCACCACAGUCCAAUACCCCUCACCACAGUCCAAUACCACCCACCACAGACCGAUACACCUCACCAAGUUCCAAUACCCCACACAACAGUCCAAUACCCCUCACUACAGUUCAAUGCCACACACCACAGUCCAAUGCCCCACACCACAGACGAGUACCACUCACCACAGACCAGUACCCCACACCGCAGUCCAGUACCCCACACCGCAGUCCAGUACCCCUCACCGCAGUCCAGUACCCCUCACCACAGUCCAGUACCCCACACCACAGUCCAGUACCCCACACCACAGUCCAGUACCACAGACCAAUAGCCCACACCACAACCAGUACCCCACACCACAGAGCAGUACCCCUCACCACAGUCGAAUACCCCACACCACAGACCGAUAACACCCACCACAGACCGAUACCCCUCAACAAGUUCCAAUACCCCACACCAAAGACCAGUACCCAACACCACUGUCGAAUAACCCUCACCACAGUCCAAUGCCCCUCACCACAGUCCAGUACCCCUCACCACAGUCGAAUACCAGUCCAAUGCCCCACAUUACAGACCAAUAGCCCACACCACAGUCCAAUACCCCACACCACAGUUCAAUACCCAACACUACAGACCAGUACCCCACCCACAGUCGACUACCUCUCACCACAGUCGAAUACCCCUCACCACAGAACAGUACCCCACAUCCCAGACCAAUAUCUCUCACCCCUCAGCACAGUUCAGUACCCCUCACCACAGACCAAUAGCCUACACCACAGACCAGUACCCUCCACAGUCCAAUAAAUACCCCACUCCACAGUCCAAUAAAUACACCAUUCCACAGAACAAUAGCCCACACCGCAGACAGACCAAUACCCCACACCAAAACCAAUGCCCCACACCACAGACCAGUCCCACUCACCACAGAGCAAUACCACCCACCACAGACCAGUACCCCACACGUCCAAUACCACACACCACAGACCAAAACCACCCACCACAGACCAAUACCCCUCACCAAGUUUCAAUGCCCCACACCACAGUCCAAUGACCCACGCUACAGUCCAAUGCCCCACGCCACAGACCAAUGCCCCAUGCCACAGACAUGUACUACUCGCCACAGACAAGUACCCCACAUCACAGUCCAAUAUCUCUCACCAAUUUCCAAUACCCCUCACCAGUCCUGUACCCUUCUCCACAGUCCAAUACCCCACACCACAGAACAAUACCCCAGACUGUAGUCCAGUACCCUUUACCACAGUGCAAUACCCCACACCAAAGACAAAUACCCCUCACCACAGUCCAGUACCCAACACCACAGUCCAGUACCCACACCACAGACCAGUACCCCUCACCACAGACCAGUACCCCUCACCAGUCCAAUACCCCUCACCACAGUCCAGUACCCAACACCACAGACCAGUACCCAACACCACAGUUGAAUACCCCUCACCGCAGACCAGUACCCACACCGCAGACCAGUACCCCACAUCCCAGACCAAUAGCCCACACCAUAGACCAGUACACUCAACAGUCCAAUAAAUACCCCACUCCACAGAACAAUAGCCCACACCGCAGACCAGUGCCCCUCACCUCACAGACCAAUACCCCACACCACAGUCCAGUACCCAAUACCACAUUCCAGUACCCCACACCACAGUCCAGUACCCCACACCAAAGACUAAUAGCCCACACCACAAACAAUACCCCACACCACAGACCAGUACCCCUCACCACAGUCGAAUACCCAACACCACAGUCCAAUACCCCACACCACAGACCAAUACCCCUCACCUCAGACCAAUACCCCUCACCAAGUUCCAAUGCCCAACACCACAGUCCAAUAGCCCACACCGCAGUCCAGUGCCCAACACCACAGUCCAGUACCCCUCACCACAGUCCAGUACCCAACACCGCAGACCAGGACCCCACACCACAGUCCAGUACCCAACACCACAGUACAGGACCCCACACCGCAGACCAAUAUCUCUCACCCCUCACCACAGUCCAGUACCCAAUACCAUAGUCCAGUACCCCACACCAAAGACCAAUACCCCACACCAAAGACUAAUACCCCACACCAAAGACCAAUACGCCAUACCAAAGACCAAUACCCCUCACCACAGACCAGUACCCCUCACCACAGACCGGUACCCCUCACUACAGUCCGGUACCCCUCACCACCGUACGGUACCCAACACCAAAGACCAGUACCCCACACCACAGUCCAGUAACCCACGCUAAUGACCAAUAACCCACACCAAAGACCAAUACACCUCACCACAGUCCAGUGCCCCUCACCACAGUCCAGUACCCAACACCACAGACCAAUACCCCUCACCACAGAACAGUACCCAACACCACAGUCGAAUACCCAACACCACAGUCCAAUACCCACACCGCAGACCA
Hypanus sabinus (Atlantic stingray) is the source of this 5338-nucleotide messenger RNA. RefSeq lists its product as uncharacterized. Bases 4017 to 4955 code for a protein of 312 amino acids. NCBI's taxonomy places the organism in Eukaryota, Metazoa, Chordata, Chondrichthyes, Myliobatiformes, Dasyatidae. The transcript is spliced from 2 exons. The record is from RefSeq and is a predicted model, not a curated record.